Messenger RNA from Priapulus caudatus, 6426 nucleotides. RefSeq lists its product as uncharacterized. Lineage: Eukaryota; Metazoa; Priapulida; Priapulimorpha; Priapulimorphida; Priapulidae. The coding region runs from base 481 to 5145 and encodes 1554 amino acids. The transcript has 4 exons. The record is from RefSeq and is a predicted model, not a curated record.
GUCGCAGCUUCGCAGAGAGCGGCGGGGCGUCUUGAGCCGAUGCAGGCAUUCAAGGACGCAUCUCUAGAUUUUUUAUCGCGGUGCGGCAAGGCCGUUAGACGCGCGCAACUAUAUACCUUUUGUGUAUGCGUGAUUAAGCAGCAAGCAGACGAUCCGCCCGUGGGCUCACCACAGGGUUAAGAUUCGCCAGUUCUUCUACGCUGGUUCUCUGCGUUAAUCGGUGCGUUACAUACCGAAGAUGCAGUUGGGACUGUAGGAAAGGGGGUACUGGAGGUGGCACACGCCCGCUCUCUCCUGCUGUCUGUGUAUCUGAAUGACAACCAGGACAUCUUCGCGUGACAUUAGUAGAUGGAUGACGCCGACACAUUCUAGUAAACAGGAGAAUUUGCCGCCUGCGCUGAAGCCACGUCUAGAUCAAAGAAACUAGACGCGUCUGCUAUCUCUACCCGGAUACACGAAUACCAUUGACACACACGGAAGAUGACACUGAAAAGCAAAUGGAAGAAACUGGUUCUGAGACCACGAGACAAGCGGAACGCUAAGGAGACUAAGAAACAGACAGUCUCCGAGCCGAAAGCGAUAGAACAUGGUUACAUGAACGCCUACGACUCGGAGGGGCGUUCCGCGCAGAGCAGCUCUGAAGAGGAAGCUAUCCCAGCUCAGCAGCUACAAGUCACCUCCGUCGAUGCUGCCCCACCGAAGCCUGUCAGGAAAAUUCGACCGAUACCUCAACUGCCGACAACUAAACCGCCUGUAGAGGACGCCAGCGGUGAGCAUGUCAAUGACGAUUCGAAUGAGUGCGUCGCCGGCGCCGCCAGCGACAGCAAUCCAAACCACACGAGCGAGUUCUUCCCGCGGAAGAUGCCACACCGAUACGCCCGGCGGAAGUUCAAUAAUUCGAACGUGAAGAUGACCUUUGGCAGCACGCCCGACCUCCGCUCGCCCAUCGAUGUGUUCACGAGGGAGAACAUCUACGAGAAUGUCAUGUCGACGUUCGGAACACCAAACAAUUCGAAGGACAUCUCCAGUACACCGAACCUAUGCUCGGACGGCCUAUACAUGGGAAAUGUGCUGAGUACGUUCAUGACACCGAAAGCGCACCGAAAACACGAUGGCUACUCCACGGACAACGAAUUGUCCAGUCGUCGCAACAAGCGCCUCCAGAGGACGCUCUCGUCGGUGAGUCUGCCCGGAAAAUCAGACGAACCGAAAAACAUCUUCGAGCAAAAUUCUGAUGACGACUACGAUCUCUACACUAAUAAGGAAAACGACCGAGGCGCCCCCUCGACUUCAUCAGCCGAUGUCGUCUCAAAUAAUUCGACUGAGCGUAAACCGAGUCCGCGUCCAAGACGCAAGCACAGUAAGGGCAACGAGGGGGCGGUGACGCAGGAAGGCUGCGCACUUGCGAUGACAUCGCUGCCGCAGUCCACCGAAAAGGAAGCUAGUCAGCAGAACACGGCGGCGGCGAUCACGAGCGAGAUGCUCGCCACCGUCAAACUACGACCAAAGAGCGGCCGAGCGACGGAGAUACCGACCGUUCCAGCGCCACCUGUCUCAAAGACGUCCGCUCCGGUUGCUAGGCGACCGCGCAGCCCUCUCAAGCGCUCGGCAGCCUUCUACGGCGCGCCGAUCACAGCGAUGCCGCCUGACGCCGACGCGCCUCCCCGGGCCGACGUGCCAGCCAGGAGCAGUCUGCGCGACGACGCGCGAUGCAAGAGCGCCUCGGCAGAUGCGAGAGCCGACGCGCCGCCUAGCCGAGGGCGUGCUGCGUGCGGCCUGAAGACGGUGAAGAGUGAAGCUGACAUACUCUCCUACCAGCUGGGCGGCGGUGACCUCUACUUUAUACCGGAUGCGACGCCGGAUCUCUCGCGCAAGGAGUACGACACCGGCUACGAAACCAACAUGGAAUCGGGAUACACGAGCGAGGCAAGCAUUCGCAGCAAGGGCGCGAUUCUGCAGCAGGUGAAACAUUCCGCGUCGAUUUCAUCGACGGACGCCAAACUGCCGGCGCCUGAAAUGUUACGGGAGAAAGCCGCCGCCGUAACUACAGAGCUCACGGAGGCUCAUUCCGCAGCGGCGAAACAAGGGACGGGUGCAGGUGAGUCGGUUGCCAAGCAACGAGCAAACUCGUUAUCCAGUUCCAUCCUUGCUGCGGCGGCGUCUCGUAAAUCAGUGCAGAAACAGAGCAGUCAGGUGGAAGCUCUCCACACUGAUGUGUCAUCGAGUGAAGACGCUGCGCUCAAAGAAGGAAGAAGAGGAGGAAGAGGAGAAGGAGGAGGAGAAGGAGGAGGAGGAGGAGGGGAAAUAUUUCCGUGGGAUUGCGGCGCACCAGUCAAGUCCGUGAAGGAAAUGCCAGCGAGAGCUGUCGACGACAUUCAACCGAAACGAGAGUUCCUAGCGGAUGUGCCAAAAUCACCAAGAGUCAUUAAUAAAGUCAGCAGUGUGCAUUUAUCGGCUCUAUCCGAUGCCAUAUCAAAGCGCAGCAUGCAGUUGAAAGCGACAUCUGUUGACGAUGUUGAAAAUACUGUGAGUUUUUCAGAACAAACAGAUUCGAAGCAUGGCCGACACUUGAAAGCGACAUCUGUUGACGAUAUUGAUGACACUGUGGGUUUUCCCGAGCCAAAUAAAUCAAAGCGUAGCAUGCAGCUGAAAGCGACAUCUGUUGACAAUAUUGAUGACACUGUGGGUUAUCCCGAGCCAAAUAGAUCUAAGCGUAGCAUGCAGUUGAAGGCGACAUCGAUUGACGACAGAGAUGAUACUAUGAGUUCACCAGAACAAAAUGAUUACCAUCGUAGCACAAAGCUAAAAGCGACAUAUAUUGACGAUAGAGACGAUACUAUGAGUUCACCAGAACCAAAUAAUUCCAAGCGUGGCACAAAGCUAAAAGCGACAUCUAUUGACGAUAAAGACGAUACUGUGAGUUCUAAUGAAUCGCUGCAUUAUAUACUAGAGAAACGCGAAAGUCAACACAUAAAUAGCAACAAUACAAACGCUGUAAUAAAACACAAAAAUAGCCACCCGGCACCGACAAAUCCGAAGAUUGACAAGGGGGAGACCCGCGGCCCACCAACAGCCCCAAAGAAACCGCCGAAAAGUGCCAUCGCCGCGGCGAUUGAGGAAUUACAUAUAAAUGGCAAUAGGGAGACUAACGGGAUGUCCAAUCGACCUCUGGAAAGACAGAAUGCUGCGAAGAAGGAACAUGUCAAUAAAGAUGAGUUAACGAGAAGGGAUAUAGAUAGCAGGGUAUUCAACAACCGCAAUGCACAAUCAGUUGGGGGCGAGCAGGAGUCAAGAUACUACAACUCCCGCCAUGAUAGGUCCAGUGACAGAGAUGUAAAUAUGCGGCGGAACAAUGACCGUCGCGAACAUUCAAAUGACAGAAAUAUGGAUAUAAGGCCAAACAAUGGCCGCCGUGACCAAUCAAACGACAGAGAGCUUGAUACGAGGCGACACUACGGUCGGCGUAACCACGCACACGACAAAGAGUUCGUUCCGAAGCAUUACAAUCAUCGAUUUGACCAAUCACAUGACAGUGAAAUCAACAACGCAAGGCCGCACGGCCACCAAUCCAAAAAUGUCGGAAUACAAGGGAAGAAACACCAAGAGAACAUGCUCUCUGACAACGACAAUGACGCUAAGGCACAGUUCACGAGACGACCUCGAGGACGGACCCCGAAACACAUCGCCAAGCAUCACUACCCUCGCUCCGUCGGCGCUAGUGACUACGCACUGUCCUCCUCUGAGACGGAGGCCGAUGCAUCCUACGAGGGUCACCAGUCGGAUACCAUAUAUGGCGUCUAUCAGCCGCCGGCAGGUCACUUUCAUCCUCCCAACAACUCGAGAGCGGGCCACGUUCCCGAGCGGCUCGACAUGCACAUGACGCACAACCCUAGGAACGACUACGUCGACGCGUCGCGCUACAGCAGUCCAUCCGAGUAUUAUCGAGAGAUGACGAGAGAUCACGACAGGUACGAAAACUCACGCAGAUACUACGCCGGUCGCAAGUCGCCCGCACGCACGGCGCACCAGUACCCCAACCCGCACAGGUGGAGCGAUCCGGCCCAGUACGCUCGAUCGGUAGCCGAUUACAACCGCCGCGAUAGUCGGGCGAAUCACAGCUACCAGACAGAGCUUAGAGGGCGCCAGGCGCAGGCGAAUAUUCCCUGGUCGGGUGAUUGGUCGCCGGUCGUGCAGCGCAGACGACAGCCCCCGCAGCGCCGCCAGCGCGACGACUGGUCGCCAGAUGUGCCGAGCAGAGCCCGACUGUCGCGCAGUCGCAACGACCUCUCAGAGUGGUCGCCCGACGUUUCGCGCAAACCCGGCAAACAGACGCAUCAGCGCGAGGACUCGGGCGACUGGUCACGAGAGACGAGGCGCGCGUCAGCCCCGGCCGGAAAGAGCCGAGACCAGUCAGAGGAUCGCUCAUCGGAGGAUUACCUCUCCGACGAAGAGGAGCUGAAGCGCACGCUGGAAUCCUACGGUUACGUCGGCGGCAAGACGGCGAAGAAGUUGGAGUCGCUCACGCAGAUGCUGGACGUGAGGCGCAAGGAAAAGCGCAUCGCCGCCUCCGAGGAAGGCAUCUACAGCGAAAUCUACGACACGGUGCCCCUGGCGGCGAAGAAGACGAUGCGGGUUUCGCGCACCGAACCCGAUCUCAACUCAUUGGUGCUACCAGAUGGCGUCACGAGCGCCAACGAGCUACGCAUGCAGCAGGGGCUUAAGUCAUCGCAGCCGGGCAAGACCGUCCGAGAGGUGAAGAACGCUUCUAAGGCUAACCGCCAGGCGGCCGGCGUCUACGAGAAAUCUCAGAUGCACAAGUCGAAAUCGGUGACGAGUCUGGCGACGCAGCGUACGGUGACAAGUCAGGCGAGGUCGUCGCGUUCCACCCGCACUGUCAACAGCAGCAUCGCUAACCCGGAUGCCACCUACCGCGAUAAGUCGAUCAAGAAGUGGACGGAGAAGGACGUUGCCGACUGGAUCACGAGUAUAAAGCUGAAGAAGUUCAAGCCCUGCUUUCGUCAUAUCGACGGCCCUAAGAUCAUGAUAAUGGCGAAGCAAAGAUUCCCCGGACUGAACGCUACUUUCAAGGAGACGGCUAUCAUGCAGCAAUCCCUAUCCAAGAUUAGACAUGGAACGGGUUAUUAGGUACGAGAUAAUUUUGUAACGACUUGUGGAUAACGAAUCCGUAAUGCAUAGCAAUAGUUACAGGAUACCUUGAAAAUUUUCCCGACUUGCUUCCUUUGCUAUAAUAUAUAUAUAUAUAUAUAUAUAUAUAUAUAUAUAUAUAUAUAUAUAUUAUCUUACCUAAUUAUUAUGAGCUUGUGAGAAAGAUACUAGUAUAUAAAUAUGUGCUUUAUUUAGAAUAACAGAGCUGAUCGCAUAAUCUCUUUUCUACAAUUAACAAUUCCAAUUACCAAUUAAAAAUGUUUGUAGAAAAAAUUAAAAUGUAGAAAAACUAGAUGUCAAUAGAUUAAGAAACGUAAAUGAUAGUAAUAAUUUUUAGAAAGGAGAGAUCAUCAUAAUGUAUAUAAGGAGGAAUCGCUGCUAAGUAGAACAUGGGUUCAAAACUGGUCAUGUCUGUGGAACUGUCAUGUGGAUAUCUAGAUAAUAUGUCUAUUAGGGGUCGUGUUUCACUCACUCUGUUAGUAAUCCUUAACAUGACAUUGAAAAUUUUCUUGGACACAAAUAAUAAUGAAAUAAAAGUUCUACUGCUUUAACACAUCCAUGCAGAAAUUGUAAUCCAAUAUAUUAAGUUAACAUUAUACUGUAGACCAUAUAGCAAGCAUGUAAUGCUUGGUACAAUUGCAAGUGAAUCUAGUAUAUAGUGUAUCUAGUGUAUAGUAAAUAGUGCUUUCUAUUUGAAACGUGCUGUCACAUAGUUACAUAUAUAGAAUUGCAUAGUUAAUACAACGUAGACAUAUUAUACAUGCAGCAAUAAGGUUCUCUGCAAUGUCAAUUUCAUAUCUUGUUGGCUACUUAUACCGCACUCAUUAGUUGUAUGUGUUGUACUAUAAUGGGUUUUAUACGUGUAAAGAUUCUAAUGCGGUCGAAACACGUCAACGCUUAUCACAGGUCUUCAUUCUGAGAACUUUAGUUCUGAUUCGGUAAUGGACUCUUCUAUUGCGAUACGCUAGAGAAUUGACGGGGUAACGUGAACGAAAACGUAUGCAUGGGUAAUAAACGCAUGAAUCUGUACGUAUAGGGGGGGCCUAUAUAGCUUUUUGCAUUAUUAUUUUAAUAUAAUGUUAAUUGCGCGUCGCAUAUAUUUAACUUUUUUAAGUGCUCAAUGAAUUCAUUUCUCAUGCUCAUUAAUUUCUAUAUGACGCAUAGGCACGAGAGUUGCUUUGAUUACGCAAUAAUUUAACGAACUACGCACCUCAUCAUUUAUCAUGCCUAUAUAAAUAUUUGAUAUAAUUUUAAUCAAUA